Molecule: messenger RNA, 637 nt
Organism: Racocetra fulgida
Lineage: Eukaryota; Fungi; Glomeromycota; Glomeromycetes; Diversisporales; Gigasporaceae
Source: the annotation of a GenBank genome assembly
CAUGUUCGCCCUAUUUUUCAGUCCAUUGCUGCUAAAGCUGACAACGAACCAUGCUGUGAUUGGGUCGGUGAGACUGGUGCAGGACAUUAUGUUAAAAUGGUUCACAAUGGCAUCGAAUAUGGUGAUAUGCAACUUAUUUGUGAGGCAUACCACUUAAUGAAAGAAGGUCUUGGGCUUACGCAUGAUGAAAUUGGUGAUGUCUUUGAAGAAUGGAAUAAGGGUGAACUUGAUUCCUACUUAAUCGAAAUUACCAGAAAUAUUGUUAGAUAUAAAGAUACAGACGGUAUACCUUUAGUUGAAAAAGUUAAGGAUUCCGCAGGGCAGAAAGGUACUGGAAAAUGGACCGCCAUAUCUGCUCUUGAUCUAGGUGUUCCUGUUACACUUAUAGGAGAAGCUGUUUUCUCUCGUACACUUUCUUCCCUGAAAGAUGAACGUAUUCGUGCAAGUAAAUUAUUAAAGGGCCCUGAAAACGCAAAGUUUUGUGGAGAUAAAAAAACUUUUAUCAAGCAGUUGGGACAAGCAUUGUAUGCCUCUAAAUUGAUUUCUUAUGCUCAAGGAUUCAUGUUGUUACGUGAAGCUGCCAAAGAUAACAAGUGGAAUUUGAAUUAUGCUGGAAUCGCGUUAAUGUGGCGUGGUG